Messenger RNA from Necator americanus (New World hookworm), 279 nucleotides. RefSeq lists its product as uncharacterized. The transcript is spliced from 3 exons. The coding region runs from base 1 to 279 and encodes 92 amino acids. The record is from RefSeq and is a predicted model, not a curated record. NCBI's taxonomy places the organism in Eukaryota, Metazoa, Nematoda, Chromadorea, Rhabditida, Ancylostomatidae.
AUGGCGAACUUCGCCACUUACUUCCUACUUACUCUUACCGCCAUCCUCAUAUCGAAGACAUUCGCCGAAGAUAACGCGGAAUUCCUGUUCGCGAACGCUAAAAUAUGCGGCGAUCCGUUCGCUGAUCCUAUAUGGAUCCCCACGCUGGACUUAUGCACGAUCGAGUGCGAUCCAAACACCGAAUACUGUGUCGAGAACGAAGAACUCCAACAGCAAUGCAAAAAAUUACCCGAGGAAUGUCAAAAACUACUGCAAGAGGAAAAAAUGAAGCACAGCUGA